AUGGAACAUCGCCAGUACCAAGAACAGCAGCAUGAGGAGAGCAACACCAGCAGUGUGGUUGGUGAUAGCGUCGGAGGGAAUAAGAGUAGCUUCCUCGGCAGGCAGCCCGGCACAAGGUGGAUCCCCACUGCGGAUCAGAUAAGGAUAUUGAGGGACCUUUACUACAACAUGGGGAUCAGGUCCCCGACCGCCGAGGAGAUCCAGAAGAUCUCCGCGGCACUCCGAAAGUACGGCAAGAUCGAAGGCAAGAAUGUCUUCUACUGGUUCCAGAACCACAAGGCCCGGGAGAGGCACAGGAAAAGGCUCGCCGCGGGCGUUUCCAGCACCGCCAGCCCACCCAGCAACAGCACCAUCACCACUGUGUCUCCUGGUUUUCCUACUCCCUGUUCUUCUCCCGGGUUGUAUGGUUGUGGGCAGAUGGAAAGCAGUGGUUGUGGAGACUUCAUGAUCAUGGAAAGGAGCUUUAGAGAGUGUUGCCUGUCUGGAGCAGGAGAUGGGUCAGGAAUGGAGAGCAGCAUGGGAUGCGCGGGAUUAGAGAGCACUGAGAUGCCAUGGAUGUACCACUACCCCCCCUCGGAGCACGAAGCAGGAGUUGCGAUGGUGACUCGAGAGAUCGAAACCCUUCCACUCUUUCCCAUCAAACAAGAAGAAGGAGAAGAAGAAGAAAUAAAGCAAGAAGGGGAAAUCGUCACUUGCUCUCAUUUGAACAACUUCAACAGCACCACUACCAGCAACAACCAACGCUUUCCUGCUGACCACCACCACCUCUACGGCAACCACCAGCACGGCGGCCACCACAAUGGCGGCAGCGGCGGCGCCACCCACCAGGCGGCCUCCUUAGAUCUCUCCCUCAACCCCUACUACUAUCCCGCGGGGUCCACGUGA
Phoenix dactylifera (date palm) is the source of this 885-nucleotide messenger RNA. Lineage: Eukaryota; Viridiplantae; Streptophyta; Magnoliopsida; Arecales; Arecaceae. The record is from RefSeq and is a predicted model, not a curated record.